CGUAGUAUACAUUAUUCAGAUACGCCUCUUACUUUCUUCUUCUUCAAUUUCUCAAGCGGUGAAGCGCUAUGUUCCGCGUUAGCAACAACCUGGUGGGACUCCUGAACUUGCUGACCUUCGUGCUCUCGAUCCCGAUCCUCGCCGGCGGGAUAUGGCUGAGCCACCAGGCCAACUCUGAGUGCGAGCGCUGGCUGGAGAAGCCCGUGAUCGUGCUCGGCGUCUUCCUCAUGGUGGUGUCCCUGGCGGGGCUGGUGGGCGCGUGCUGCAAGGUCUCCUGGCUCCUCUGGUUCUACCUGCUCGUCAUGUUCCUCCUCAUCCUCCUCCUCACCGUCUUCACCAUCUUCGCCUUCGCCGUCACCAACAAGGGCGCCGGAGAGGUCGUCUCCAACCGCGGCUACAAGGAGUACCGCCUCGGAGACUACUCCAACUGGCUCCAGAAGAGGGUCAACAACACCAAGAACUGGAACAAGAUCAAGAGCUGCUUGCACGACAGCAAGGUCUGCUCCGACUUCGCUAACAAGUACGUCAACGUCAGCGUCACUAAGUUCUACACCGAGAAUCUCUCCGCGCUUCAGUCUGGUUGCUGUAAGCCAUCAAGUGACUGUGAUUUCACCUACGUAGGCCCAACUAACUGGACCAAGACGACUUCGGGUUAUUCUAACCCCGACUGCAACGCAUGGGAUAAUGACCCGGCUGUUUUGUGCUUCAGUUGUGAGUCGUGCAAGGCUGGAUUGUUAGACAACCUUAAGAGUAACUGGAAGAAGGUGGCUGUUCUCAACGUUAUCUUCCUUGUGUUCCUCAUUAUUGUCUACUCUGUUGGGUGCUGUGCCUUCAGAAACAACAGGAAAGACAAUGGUUACUGGAACCGGCAGUAGAGGCUGCUGCUGGUUUAUGAAUUUAUUAUAUGUUAAGUGUGUUACUGUAGAGUGGUUAGCUAGGUGGGCUGCCUCCCUCUUUUUUUUGUAAUUUGCUUUCUGUAAAGCUUUUUGGCUAUUCUUAGUUAUAUUCAUACAGUUUGUCAUGACUCACAUCUUGUUUCUGUCCUUGCUAGUGUAAUAAGUAUUGCUUUUGUGCAUCGUUGCUUCAA
Molecule: messenger RNA, 1087 nt
Organism: Corylus avellana
Lineage: Eukaryota; Viridiplantae; Streptophyta; Magnoliopsida; Fagales; Betulaceae
Product: tetraspanin-8
Biological process (GO): auxin-activated signaling pathway
Cellular component (GO): membrane
Source: RefSeq, a predicted model, not a curated record